Molecule: messenger RNA, 267 nt
Organism: Didymodactylos carnosus
Lineage: Eukaryota; Metazoa; Rotifera; Eurotatoria; Philodinida; Philodinidae
Source: the annotation of a GenBank genome assembly
AUGAAAUGUAAACGUAAUUCUGUUAUGGACUAUUAUUUAAUAAGUAAUGGUUAUUCUUUCAAAAGUGAAGAACUAAUUCAAUUAUUACAUGGCAAUCACAUAAAUAAAUUACAAUUACUUGGUUUUAUGAAUGAUGCGAAUCAUAUCAAUAUUAUAAGCAAAACCUUGUCAAAAAUUCAACUUGAAUUAAAGAAAACAAAACAAUCAAUAGAUUUAAAUAUUAUAAAAUUAUCUUAUCGUAUUGAGAGUAAAACUAUUGGUCGAUAA